Microthlaspi erraticum is the source of this 1539-nucleotide messenger RNA. NCBI's taxonomy places the organism in Eukaryota, Viridiplantae, Streptophyta, Magnoliopsida, Brassicales, Brassicaceae. The record is from the annotation of a GenBank genome assembly.
AUGUUCACGUUUGUUAAAACCACCGACUUCUUCACUAUCCUGUUCUUUCUAGUCACUGCAACCGUCAUAUCCGCCUCAAACACAGCGGAACUAGGUGUGCUUGAAAAGGCUCAAGCUGCAGUGGCUGAAGCCAGAACUAGGUUUGGGUCAGUGGCAACAAAGGAAGUUGCUAGCAGUUUUUAUAAUUUGGGGUUAAGUGACUGUGAGAAGCUCUACGAUGAGAGUGAGGCUAGACUUUCGACAUUGGUCGUGGCUCAUGAGAAUUUUACCGUUGAAGAUGUUAGAACGUGGCUAAGCGGCGUGCUUGCUAACCAUCACACUUGUUUAGACGGUUUGGAUGAGUCACGUCAAGGUCAUCACGAGCCCUUGGUCCAUAGUAACGUAACGUUCGUGCUCCGCGAAGCUUUGGCUUUCUACAAAAAAUCUAGAGGGAUGCAUGGACCAGCGAUUCCGGACCAUAGAUCAGCGAGACCACACCAUGGACCGACGAGACCAUACCAUGGACCGAAGAGACCAUACAAUGUACCAGCUGCGAGACCAAACCAGAACGGAGGAAUGUUUGUGUCAUGGAGUCCGACAAGGUCAAGGGCGGAUUUCGUGGUGGCUAAGGACGGUUCGGCGACUCAUCGGUCGGUGAAGGAGGCAUUAGCCGCUGUUUCAAGAAUGGGUAAAAGUCGGUCGCAUAGAGUGAUAAUCUACAUAAAAGCGGGUGUUUAUAACGAGAAAAUAGAAAUAGAUAGAGACAUGAAGAAUAUAAUGCUAGUCGGUGAUGGUAUGGACCGUACAAUCAUUACAAAUAACCGAAAUGUCCCAGAUGGUUCCACGACUUAUGGAUCUGCCACGUUUGGGGUAUCUGGAGAUGGAUUUUGGGCACGGGACAUGACGUUCGAGAACACGGCAGGACCACAAAAACAUCAAGCGGUGGCACUGAGAGUAAACUCCGAUUUGUCUGUAUUCUAUCGAUGUAGUUUCAAAGGAUAUCAAGACACUCUUUUCACUCACUCGCUCCGUCAGUUCUACCGCGAUUGCCAUAUUUAUGGUACGAUUGAUUUCAUAUUUGGAGAUGCGGCUGCUGUUUUCCAAAAUUGCGAUAUAUUUGUGAGACGGCCUAUGGAUCACCAAGGCAAUAUGAUCACAGCUCAAGGAAGAGAUGACCCACAUGAAAAUACAGGCAUUUCGAUCCAACACUCGCGAGUCCGGGCGGCACCAGAAUUCGAGGCGGUUAAAGGCCGGUUUAAGAGCUACUUGGGGCGGCCGUGGAAGAAGUACGCUCGUACGGUAUUUCUCAAGACGGACCUUGACGGGUUGAUUGACCCGAGAGGAUGGACAGAAUGGAGAGGCGAUUUCGCUCUGUCUACGUUGUAUUACGGCGAGUUUAUGAACACCGGAGCUGGUGCGGGGGCUAGCAGAAGGGUGAACUGGCCGGGAUUUCAUCUCCUUCACGGAGAGAAUGAGGCUUCUCCGUUCACCGUCAGCCGAUUUAUACAAGGCGAUUCUUGGAUCCCUAUCACCGGUGUGCCGUUUUUGGCCGGUGUUUGA